ACACACGGCGACACGCACUCGCUUCAACUCGUCCUGGACAGAGCGUAGCAGUAACUAUGCAGACUUUACUGCCUGUGCUGGUUACAUUGGGAUUAGUGGUGCUUCAGUUCACUCAGGGUGAAGUUGCAAAACCUGAUCCAGAUGAGGACGUACUUGGGGAAGCAAUAGCUGAUGGUUUUAUAGUGGAUGUCAAAGGUACAACAUCGUCGGUCAGAAAUAAGCGAUUAAUUGAGGCAGCCAUUACCCCAGACAGCCUAAACCCAGAAGGAAAAACAUUUCAGUCCCUGCAGGAGGACAGUGUGACAACAGUAGGCCAUAAGGUCAGUACAAGAUCUACCAAAGAGGUUCCAAAGAAUGAGAAUGCUGAGACUUCACCCACUAUGACCUUUAACCAAGACACAACAACGCUCCCCACCAAUGAGAACAAUGGAGACACCACUGCACAGACGGCCUUCCCUGAACUCAGGGUCAUUGAGAUGAAGCUCCUACCUGAAGAAACCAUCAAUGAGAAUAUGAACAUAGAAGGUUCAGGCAUGCUUUUAGAGACUCUCCCUAGAAAGCUUCACAAGAAUCCCCUCCCUUCAACCAGUAUCAGCACUCCUGUGGGGGGCUUACCCACCACUACUCAUUUGAUCUGGCCCACUGAAAUGGAGGAAGGGUCUGGGAUGGACCGUGAUGGUAACACCUCAGAUGGGCUCACUUCAACCCCUAAGACAACCACUAUACUUGAAAAUAUUGAAGAGAAAGCUUCAGAGACAGAUUUAGAUGCUGAAGCACCUUCCCUACCGAAUAGCCGAAACAGUAAUAAUUUACCUAACGAUGCAGGACCCACGACAUCUGCCCAGGCAGAAGAGGGCACACCUGCCUGGCUGAUUAUCUUUGCAUUCUGCAUGACUCUCGGCGCCAUCCUCUGUGUGUUUGCUGGGAUCGCCACCAAAGACAUGUGGUAUGGGCCACGUAGGCGGAGCCUGAACAUCACACCACAGGACAGCAAUGAGGAAUACGGCAAAUCAGCAACGCUUCCACUGUCAGAAAAGGAGCAGGAGUUGGUGACACUCAUGAACACAGGACAGGGACAGAAGAAUGAUAAAGACUUCACGGUCGUCUCCCUAGAAGAAGCUCCUGAGAAGGAAUAUCUAAUGUAGCACUGAUGAGACUGAAACGAAAGUGUUGGGUCUUAACUGACGUAGAAGAUCCCUGAAAAAACCAAAGCCAAAGAGAUUCAACUGACCUUUGUUUCAUCGUAUUCUGUGCAGUGUUCAGGCCUCUGACACAGCACAACUGUUAGUGUCAAUGCAUGUGUCUGACUGUGAUCUUUACUCAUCACUUUACAGACAGAACACAGUAAUGAAAUGUUCACGUUUUCAUUUGCAACCUUUGUUUUAAUCACAAGCUUGAAAUUGCACAAUUUACUUCUUUUUUGCUUUUUCGGUCAAACCUUUCAAAGAAACACUUUACUGUAGGCUACAUGACACCUACACAAGCUUGUCAUGACAACUGACAUAACCAUACAUAAAUAUUUAAUCAGGCUUUUUUCAAUAAGCGUCAUUCAGUAUAAAGGUUACACAGAUUAUACAGAUGAUGCCUAUAGGAAUAAGCAUUUAUAAACAUUCAUAUAGGGUUAUGUCAGUUGUCCUGACAAGCUUGUGUAGGUCAUGUGGCCUUAUGAACAGCACUCUACAGUAAAGUGUUACAGAAAGUUGUAAUCUAAUUUCAAAACUACGACCUAAGCAUUAUUUCACUGUUUUAUAAAGCUUUUGUAAAUAUCUAUCUGUAAGUACUAUGUACUGUGUGAUAUAUGAUGCCUUUCAGAUGAUCAAGGAAUGCAGCCCACAAUAGAAUGAUUCAAAGCUAAUUUUACUUGACGUAAAUAAUAUGCAAAAGUUUGGGCGCCUCUGGUCAAAUAUCAGGUUAACUCAUUUAUGUGCAAAGUUGCCAAAGAUAUGGCACAAUUUAUAUUUCACGUUUUGUUUUUUUCAUAUAUAUUAAAUAUUUAAAAAUAUUGCCAUAUUUAAGUUUGUUCCCUGUUGAGGCUGUUUUGACUUAUUUCUGCUUAGAAAAUCAACAAAACAUGUCAUUUGACCAGGGACGCUCAAACUUUUACAUAAAACUGUAUGUUUGAUUUAUAUGUGCCUGUUUAGUUUUGGGAAUUGAAGACAUGCUUAAAUGGUAAAAGGGACUGUGUUUAUUAAUAUUAAUGAGAAAAAUAAGACUAAGUUUCUCACAUUCCUUACAUAUUUUCACACAUGCACACACACACACACACACACACACAUGUGAAUGGAUGCACAAACAUUAUUAUUCAAUAGUUUAAAUCACUUUUUUGUAUUAAAAAAAGUUUGUUUUUUAUGUACAGUAAUAACAAUACUUAUACAAUGCAGAUAUACUCUGAGCGAGACAUCAAAGCUAUUUUAGAUGUUCUGUUUAAUAUUUCAUGUAUUUUGGCAACCAAAAGAAGUUAUUAAAGAUUAAGUAAUAUACUGUAAAUAUGAAUUUAAUUAUUUUUUGGAAGUUAUCUGCUUUAAGAUGUGAU
Molecule: messenger RNA, 2533 nt
Organism: Colossoma macropomum (tambaqui)
Lineage: Eukaryota; Metazoa; Chordata; Actinopteri; Characiformes; Serrasalmidae
Gene: cd44a
Product: CD44 molecule (Indian blood group) a
Exons: 5
Coding region: 57-1145 (362 amino acids)
Source: RefSeq, a predicted model, not a curated record